Molecule: messenger RNA, 2727 nt
Organism: Hyalella azteca
Lineage: Eukaryota; Metazoa; Arthropoda; Malacostraca; Amphipoda; Hyalellidae
Product: gastrula zinc finger protein XlCGF57.1
Exons: 4
Coding region: 131-2002 (623 amino acids)
Biological process (GO): regulation of transcription by RNA polymerase II
Cellular component (GO): nucleus
Molecular function (GO): RNA polymerase II transcription regulatory region sequence-specific DNA binding; DNA-binding transcription factor activity, RNA polymerase II-specific
Source: RefSeq, a predicted model, not a curated record
GCAUCAUGCUCCAAUUGUUAAUAAUUUCACUUGCAGAUACUAAUUGCCUCUUAUUGAAUUUUUCAAAAAAUUUUCCAGUAUAAUAAAGUUGCAAUUGGCCUCAACCCUGCACAAUCUCCUCAGUGCUAUAAUGAAUAGAUUACGCGAGUGCAGAGUUAUGAUACACAAACUAGAGGAGGGAAGUUGGAAAACUGAGCAGAGCCUUACUCAUGGAUCUGCUUUUGAUGGUCAGCUUAAGUCUUCAGCCAGGGAGGCCAGGGAUGCCACUGACUCAUCUUCAGUCCCUCUCCCUGAAAUAGGAUCUGUUUACAUCAAGAACGAUCCUGGAGAUGAGAAUGAAUUCUUUUCUGUGAAGCAGGAACCAAUUGACAUUUUCAGAAAUGAGCAAACACCACCUCCACCAUCUUGUGCGCCCUGCAAGAAGGAAGCUCAGGACCCUGGCCAAUGUACCCCACAAAACAUUGUUAAUGUCUCUAAAGAACUGCAGCAGGGCAUGGAAAGAAAGUUGCCUUUACCUGAGGGAGCUCCAGAAGACAUUGUUGACAGUUGCAACAUCUCUGCAGCAUCCACUUCUAAGCAACACAAACCGACACUUGUCCUUUCCCGCCCUGAAUUUGCUGGGAUUGAACAUGCAACCCAACAGCAUCAGGAUCUACCAGAUGAGCCUUCAUCCUCAAGCAUACACUCAUGCCCCUACUGUGAAUAUUGUUGCAGUGCACAACAGGAACUUUUGAAACAUAUUCGUGCUAAACAUUCAUCAGACAGAAGAUAUAGUUGCUCUGAGUGUGAAUUUGUUUGUUCCAUAAAGCGACUUCUCAGAUAUCACAUUAUAUCCAAGCAUUCAUCGCAGAAAACUUUUUGCUGUCUCAAGUGUGAUUAUUCUUGUGUCACUCAGCGGCAACUAAAGCAUCAUGUUCUUUCCACGCAUUCAUUAGAAAAAACUCUUUGCUGCCUUAAGUGUGACUUUUCUUGUGUUUCUAAACUGCAGCUAAAUCGUCAUAUUCUUUCCUCACAUUCAUUGGAGAAAAAUCUAAGCUGCUUGGAGUGUGAAUAUUCUUGUGCUACCAAACAACAACUAAAGCAUCAUACAUUUGCCAAGCAUUCAUCCAUGAAGCCAUAUAGUUGCUCAAAGUGUGAAUAUUCUUGCGUCACUAAACGGCACCUGAAUCUUCAUGUUCUUUCCAAACAUGCAUUUGAGAAACCUUUCAGGUGCUCAGAUUGUGAAUAUUGUUGUGUCACCAAACAGCAUCUAGAUUAUCAUGUUGUAUCCAAGCAUUCAUUGGAGAGACCUUUCAGUUGCUCUGAGUGCGAAUAUUCAUGCAUUACUAAAGGCAACCUAAAACAACAUAUCCUUCAGAAGCAUUCAUCAAGCAAACCUUUCAGAUGCACUAAGUGUGAAUAUUCCUGCAACACUAAAAGCAAUCUAAAACAGCAUAUCCUUCAGAAGCAUUCAUCGAGUAAACCUUUCAUGUGCACUUAUUGUGAAUAUUCUUGUGCCAUCAAAUCUAAUAUCAAUCGUCAUAUUCUUUUUAAGCAUUCAUUGAAAAAACCUUUCUGCUGCUUGAAUUGUGAAUUUUCUGGUGUAACUAAACAGCAACUAAAUUAUCAUAUUCUUUCUAAACAUUCUUCAGUUAAGCCUCUCAGAUGCUCUCAGUGUGACUAUUCUUGCCUUAGUGAAAACAGUCUAAAAGUGCACAGUCUUCAUAAGCAUUCAUCAGAGAGACCUCUCAGCUGCCCGAAGUGUGAUUAUUCAUGUGUCACUAAAUCCGAUCUAACAAAACAUCUUCUUGUGAAGCAUUCAUCGGUGAAGCCUUUAAGCUGCUCGGAGUGUGAAUUUUCCUGUGUCACUAAACAGCAACUGAAUUAUCAUACUUUAUCCAAGCAUUCUUCAGCAAAGCCUCUCAGUUGUUCGGAGUGUGAAUAUUUAUGCAUCACUAAAAGCGAUCUAAAACGACAUAUUCUAAAAAAGCAUUCCACAGAGCCCCCUGUCAGUUGCUCAUAGUGUAAACUUUCUUGUGUUGCUAAAUCAGCUCUAAGGAAACACUUUCUUUGUAAGCAUUCAUUGUUGAAGCCCCCAAUUGCUGCUUGUAGUAUGAAAAUUCUUGCAUCACAAAGCAAACCUGAAAAUUCCUAUUUUUUAAAGUAUUUAUCAUCAUUUUACAGUGAGGAACAGACGUUUUGGUCCUCACCAAGCUCGCCCAGUGGGAAUUAUCAUCCCACCUAUUCACGCGGCACCUACAAUUAUAUUAUAAAAUUAUAUUUUUAUAUCACGAAGAAACUCAGGAGUACUAGGGUAUCUAAGAAAUAAAUUUAAUGAUAAAGAUCUCAUAACACAUUCCUCAAUUAGUAGAUUAUUGUGCCCUCGUGACUUGAAUUUAAAAAUGGGAUACAUUUCUUUCAAAUCCGUGUUUCUUCUACAGUUUCAUGUAGUGUUUCCUUCAAAUUUCCCCAUUUAUGAUUGACUGCAAUGAACCUGUGUUCCACUGUUUUCAAAAUUAGGUUGCAGGCUCUGAACUUGCACUUAUGAAUCUUGCUUAGAGACCUGCAUUUGCUUCUAGAGAUGCCAUAGAUGAUCAUAAAUCUAUCUUGCAGAUGUUCGGUGUGUUAUGAGGUUUAAGUUUAUUACUAGUUUAUUGCAUGUAUAACGAGUGGAUACUAUUUGUUCACUAAAACCCUGAAAAUAAAAUUUGACCACUUGAGCCAGGCUAGAAAAAAGUGUACUGUAAA